Molecule: messenger RNA, 904 nt
Organism: Triticum dicoccoides
Lineage: Eukaryota; Viridiplantae; Streptophyta; Magnoliopsida; Poales; Poaceae
Product: probable E3 ubiquitin-protein ligase RHC2A
Exons: 1
Coding region: 85-573 (162 amino acids)
Biological process (GO): ubiquitin-dependent protein catabolic process
Cellular component (GO): nucleus
Molecular function (GO): ubiquitin protein ligase activity
Source: RefSeq, a predicted model, not a curated record
UCUCUCUUCUUCUUCUUCUUCUUCGUUCUCUUCAGAUCCCCGGAAGCGCCAGACCCGGAGCAACUGAGCAGCAAGUUCUCGGUCAUGGACGACGACGGCGACUGGAUCGCGGCGAGGUACCUCCUCUCCUCCAUCCUCGGCCGGAACCCGCUCGUGGUCGACCACGUCGACGAGGAGUCCUUCCCGGUCGACCACGCCCCCGCCGCCGCCGCCCGCGGCGGGCCGGCGGAGGCGCCGGUGUGGCAGCCGCCGCCGGCUGUGUUCGCGGUGCCGAGCCUGGCCGGCACUGUUUGCGCGGUGUGCACGGAGGAGAUCGCGGUGGCGGACCCCGUGGUGCGGCUGCCGUGCGCGCACUGGUACCACGCCGGCUGCAUCGCGCCCUGGCUCGGGAUCCGGAGCACCUGCCCCAUGUGCCGCGCCGAGCUGCCGGCCAGGGAGGAGGCCGGCGGGGCCGGCGCCGUCGGCCGCGAGAAGCCCCCGCGCGCCGAGGCCGGGACCAGCGCCGCCGGCGUGCGGCGGGACGCGUCGUCGUACGGGGGGUACGUCGCCGCCGGGGGCGUCCUGUCCGGCUGAUGGACGGGCGAGCGGGCCGUGGUGGACCGCGUCGUCGUGCGCGCGCCAUGGCUUUUGUCUAUUUUUUUCUUCGCCGGAGGAGUGCUGCUCGAUACCUGUUGUACAAAUGAAAAAAUGGUUAAUUAUUAACAUGAUGUUGAUUCUUGAGGGCUUAACUCGUCAUUAGCAUCUGCUGAAUAGAAAAAAGAAGAAGGAAAAGCACUCGAUGAUUGUAAAGAGGAAAAGGGAAAAAAAAUUAGCUGUGAAGUGAGAAUCUGAUUCCCUGUCGCAGGGUGAUGAAGGAAUACAAUGCCUUUGCCAAAAGCAGCUAUCACCAUUCUUCCUUGGUCUA